Molecule: messenger RNA, 2103 nt
Organism: Chrysoperla carnea
Lineage: Eukaryota; Metazoa; Arthropoda; Insecta; Neuroptera; Chrysopidae
Product: protein FAM234A
Exons: 2
Coding region: 156-2009 (617 amino acids)
Source: RefSeq, a predicted model, not a curated record
AUAAGCACUUGAGAAUUGAAGGAAACCUAAACAAAUAAGAUUAAAUAAAUAAACUCAAAAUUAAUCAAAUUUGUUAGGAAAGAAAUGGUAAAGAAUUAUAUCGUUUCCAAUGUACUUAAAGAAUAACAUUAUUCAAAAAGUAUUAUCAAACCAAAAUGACUGGUGGAGGAAAUACAGCUCAAGGAGUUUAUACUCCUUUGCCACAAACAAUUAGUGAUACAGAAUCCGAAGAGGAUAUCCAUACAACAAUUCAAAUAACGAAGUUACCUGCCAAUCCACACAACCAUUUAAACGGUGGUAAAGAAACAAUGCGUAAUUAUUAUCCUUUAGAUGAAGGAGAUAAUGGUUUUCCAAAUAUUCAUUUACAAGACGAUGUUCCUAUAAUUAAGGAUGGAGGAAAAACAACCAAUCGUAUGUCCCCAUUACGUCAAUUUCUGUUUGUAUCUUCAAUUUUGUUAUGCUUUCUUACCAUAUUUAUAUUUGUUUGGGUUUUACCUUGUGAUGAAGAUUUAACUUGUCCAUCUGUAAUUCGUAAUGAAUACACGUCCAAUUGGGAACAAACAUAUCAUGGAAUUGAACUUAAAAACGUGAUAUCUGUUGUUUCCGGGGUUAGUGGACGUAGUCGAAAUUUAGUAUUUUUAUUCCGUGAUGAUAUUAGAAAUAUAGAUCAAAAAAAUACAGACCGACGCGGUGGUCUUGUUUCUAUAGUAGGUAGCUCUGGUAAAGUAGCUUGGUUUACAAAUUUAAAUCGUGUUCCUACCGACAUCGAUUGCAAUCUUAUCGAUAUUGAUAAUAAUGGAGAAAAUGACUGUAUAAUUAUUGGUGAAAAUGGGUUAAUGGAGGCUGUAAAUCCAAUUACAGGUACAGUUACGUGGCAUUUACAUUCGUCGACAAAUGGAUCUCUGUAUUUUACGAGUGUCGAUUUUCCAUUAGUUUUGCCUGACAUAGAUAACGAUGGAGUGUUUGAUUUAGUUACAUCUAGUUCCCUAAAUAAAAAGAAUCAUAAUAAUUUAAUUCUAAUAUCCGGUAAAACGGGAAAUUUAAUAGGAGAACCAUUAACUGUUGCCGAAUGUAAAACAAUUCAUGAAAUUGCUAUCGAUAAAGAUCGUUUACUAUCGUAUACAUGUGAAAAUAUUACUUUCAAAUUAUCUGCUAUUAGUUUGGAGCAAUUGUAUCGUAAAAUAACCAAAAAGAAUUUAAUAUCUCCAAAAAUUGAUCCCUCCAAACAACAUACAAAUCAAAGAAAUGUUUAUUCAAUCCACAAUCGAAAAUUAAUAGUUAAAAAUGAAGGUCAAUGUCCUGGAAAUUGUAACGUAACUGUUCAAUUAAUUGAUUUACAAUCGGGUAAAGAAAAUCUAACAUGGUCCCAUACUGGUACGAAUAUGUAUGGUAUGGUGCCAGCGACAUUAGUAUUCAACGACACUGAUGCAAAUCGCGAAGCAUUAAAAGGCCAUAUAAGCGGAUUUAUUUUAAAAUUUUGGCAAUGGAAUGAACCGGGAAAAUAUAAAAAUGAAAAAUUAUCGGUUACAAAUCAUAGUCGUAAAUUGAAUAAAAACGUUUUAGAUGAUUUUAUAAUUUCAAAACGCAAUUCGUACAGCAGCUCGAAUAUUCGUACUAAACGAAAUAUACCAAAUUUAAAAAAGAAUAACAGCAACAUGUCCGUUUUGUUAUUAACGGAACGAGUUGUGUUAAUUACGUUUAAUUCAACCGAUUUACAUAUUGUGAAUGCUAGUCAAAAUGAAAUUACACAAUUAUGUAAAAAUCAUCGAAUUGUUGAAUGUCAACCGGAUUUAAAUUUUCAAGAAAAUUCAGUACUGAUUGCUGAUUUAGAUCAAGACGGUUCACAAGAGUUAAUCAGUUAUUUAAGUACAUAUGUGGUUGUAGAUCAUAAUGAUAAAGAUUAUAGUGAAACUACUGCAGAUAUUAAAUGGGAAUUACAAUCAAUUGUUAAAGUUGUUCGGCUUGAGGCUGAAUUACCAAAAUUAUAUGAGGCUGUUUCUAAAUAUUAAUAUAUUUUUAGUUGAAUAUAUGCAGAUAUUUUAAUCAAACUUUGUAAAUUCGUUAGGUCUAGAAUUUUUAUACCAUUUUUCGAAUGUAUAAGAA